This is a messenger RNA of Ostrea edulis (European flat oyster), 1228 nucleotides long. Its product is annotated as brain tumor protein-like. Gene Ontology annotation, biological process: proteasome-mediated ubiquitin-dependent protein catabolic process; protein polyubiquitination. The record is from RefSeq and is a predicted model, not a curated record. Gene Ontology annotation, molecular function: ubiquitin protein ligase activity; protein binding. The transcript has a single exon. Lineage: Eukaryota; Metazoa; Mollusca; Bivalvia; Ostreida; Ostreidae. Bases 1 to 909 code for a protein of 302 amino acids.
AUGUUUGCUUCUCUGCCGCCAUUAUCCAUUAACACAGAACAUGGCGACACAAUGAAGUCAGCAGAAGCUGUAUCGUCUCCUCCAGUCAAACCACUGCUUGAUGAGCCGCGCGUCACCGCCGCCAUAGACACUGGGUAUAACACUGAGUAUAGCUAUCUAUACAGUGUUAGCUGUCUGAGUGAAGAUCAAGUCUGGACAUGCGGGGAUAACGAAACCAUGAAGCUGCUCAACCUCCAGAGUAAACUACUGACAUCAAUACAAACCAAGUCAGGGAACGAACCAGAGGACAUAGCAGUGACACGGGACGGAGAUCUUGUUUAUACUGACUAUCAUGAUAACACUAUAAACUUAAUUAAGAAUAAACAGAUACAGACCGUGAUCACACUACAGGGGUGGAGACCUCUCCGUGUCUGCUGUACCGCGGGUAACGACCUCCUGGUUACCAUGGACAGUGAUGAUGAAACACAAUCCAAAGUCGUGCGUUACUCCGGCUCCACACAGAAACAAAGCAUUCAGUUUGAUGAUCAGGGUCGUCCUCUCUACUCAUCUGAUUAUAACACUAAAUACCUCAGUGAGAACAAGAACCUGGAUAUCUGUGUGACUGACUAUACAGCUAGUGCAGUAGUGGUGGUCAAUCAGUCAGGAAAACUCCGAUUUAGAUACACUGGUCAUCCCUCUAAUACCUGGCAAUCAUUUAAACCACGCGGCAUCACUACAGACAGCCAGAGUCACAUCCUGACAGCAGACAGUCACAAUGACCGUAUCCACAUCCUAGAUCAGGACGGACAGUUCCUCCGUUACAUUCACUGUGGUUUAGAGUUUCCUCACGGUUUAUGUGUGGACAUCAGAGACAACCUCUUUGUGGCUGAGUAUGUCACUGCUAAAGUGAAGAAAAUCCAAUAUCUAUAAAAUGUUAAUUACACAGCUCUACAGUGUUAAUUACAUCUACCAACACAGUGUUAAUUACACAUCUCUACACAGUGUUAAUUACACAGCUCAAUAUACUGUAAUUUACAGAACUGUGUUAAUUCCUUCUACUUGUUAAUUACAGCCCUGUGUUAAUUACAUCCCCUUGUUAAUUACAGCCCUGUGUACAUUACAGUCCUCUGUUUGUGAUGUGUAACAUGUACUGGUGUUUGUGAGUUUAACAGAACAUUAUUUUGUUUGUGAAUUCAUUCAAUAUGUGUUUGAUUUUACAAUGUAUAUAUUAGAUAAACAUGAUACAGAG